Messenger RNA from Erythranthe guttata (spotted monkey flower), 726 nucleotides. Lineage: Eukaryota; Viridiplantae; Streptophyta; Magnoliopsida; Lamiales; Phrymaceae. The record is from RefSeq and is a predicted model, not a curated record.
ACUAUGUACUCGGGGGAGUGAAAAAAAAAAAUCAUUCGCAACCAAAGAUUCGUUUUUGUUUGCCGUGCGCCACCACACCUCUUGGUUCUUCAUUCGUUACCGCCCAACUCCGGUGGUAGAUCCUUCAGUAUAUUCCAGGAUUUAAGCUCCGAUUACACACACCACACGCGCACACACACACACGCGCGCGCGAAGGAAAGAUGGUGAGUAAAACUGAGGAAGAACAAGUGAAUAGAUUGGAGAAUCAAGUGGACAACGGCGGAGGCGGCGCGUGGGAGUACCUCUGUCUAGUCAGAAAACUCAAGCUACGCCGCUCCGAUAAGGUCCUCAAGUACGGAUUCUCAAUUCUCAACGACUCCAAAAAGCGAUCUGCUCUUGGCCCCGAAGAAUGGACUUUAUACGAGCAAGUAGCUAUUGCUGCUAUGGACUGCCAGCGUCUUGAUUUGGCUAAGGAAUAUAUCAAGAACCUGCAAAAAAAAUUUCCAGGGAGUAAAAGAGUUGGUGAGUUUAACUAAACAGAUAAUAUAUGUAUUAAUCCAUUUAUUCUGUGUACCUAAAUUAUUUUUACCAUUUCUUCCUUUCUAAUUUAUUUCCAUGGUCAAAUUAUAUAUGUAACUAGGCCGUCUUUGUAAUAUUUCUAAUUAGAAGAGUGAAAUACAAGUUUAUAGGCUUUUGGACAUAGCCAAAUGGCUGUCCCACGUAAAUAUUUCCGUUUAAUCUCUCUUA